Histoplasma mississippiense is the source of this 552-nucleotide messenger RNA. RefSeq lists its product with no specific name. The record is from RefSeq and is a predicted model, not a curated record. Gene Ontology annotation, cellular component: endoplasmic reticulum. The transcript is spliced from 2 exons. The coding region runs from base 1 to 552 and encodes 183 amino acids. Lineage: Eukaryota; Fungi; Ascomycota; Eurotiomycetes; Onygenales; Ajellomycetaceae. Gene Ontology annotation, biological process: ergosterol biosynthetic process.
AUGCGCUUCCUCCACUUCCUCCCGCUCAUUCUCGUCGGGCUCUACAAGCUCGACCAAAUCCUUCCGAGAUUCUACAUCUUUGAUCCGCAGAGGCUCCAGGAGCUAUCCAAGGCUUCAAUUGAACGGCACCCGAACAAUGUUACGGAAUUGAUGACGGAUCUCAACCAGGCGUUGCGUAUGGAAUACGGGGAUAAGCAUAAAAGGGCCAUAAUUGCUCUCUUUUACUUUAACAGCAACGCUUCAAAUUUUCAUUUGCUAACGCUUUUCCUUUCCCGCAGCAACCACGGAAACGCAAUGGGCGCAAUGCUCAUUCUCCACGCGUCGAUUACCGAAUAUCUUAUCUUCUACGGCACACCUCUCGGAUCCGAGGGCCACUCAGGCGUGCACCUCGCACACGACUACUUUACGAUACUGCAUGGCGUCGAACGACGGUUCUUGCCCGGCGAACUCGAGGCGACGGAAUAUCAUCCUGGUGACCAAAAUUGGCUUAAGAGAGGGGAAAGGAUCGCAGUAUCAGUUGAAUGGUUGGGCGUUAGAGUUAGCGCAAGGUGA